Messenger RNA from Plectropomus leopardus (leopard coralgrouper), 678 nucleotides. Lineage: Eukaryota; Metazoa; Chordata; Actinopteri; Perciformes; Serranidae. The record is from RefSeq and is a predicted model, not a curated record.
GAUGCCAUCCGUGACUCAGGAAUUCCUCUGCAGGAGAUAAGCCGCUCUCCCAGUGCGUUUACUGGACGCAACUUCAGGAACUGGCUGCUGGAGUUGCGCAACUCCCAUUCUCUGAUCAAGAGCAGCCGCAGUGCGCUCAUUGACCGUUUACUUGAAGGCUACGACAGCGCUCGCCACGGGACUGGGGUGUUUGGUGAAGCUGAGUUUCUUGAAUACCAGCAAGCUCUCAACGAACUGGCCGAUGUGGUGAAAGCAUAUUCCAGCUCCACCAGCCUGGACCAGCAUCACCAGUCUGCGGCCAAGGACCUGACGGGCUCUCCUGUCCGCAGCACUCCCUCCACCAUCCAGGUCACCUACCUGCCCUCCACCGGCCAGCGCAGCAAGAGGCCCAAACACUUUCUGGAGCUCAAGAGUUUCAAAGACAACUACAACACGCUGGAGAGCACCCUGUGAGAGACUGCUGCUGCUGCUGCAGACUGACUGUUUCACAAUGUUUGUGUGGUGUGUGUGUAAGUGUGCACAGCAGUUACACAGUGUACAGCAAACAAGGAGUUGUAACAUACUGUUUUAAAGUUGACCUUUAAAAUUCACCCACGAGUUAAGUUGGAGAAAAAUCUUCGAAAAGUAAGUAUUUUUCAGGUAAUUUCGAAGGAUUAUGUACAACAGUGGUUCUAAAAU